AGAACAGAAGGAGAUACAGUACCGGGAACUGUGACAGGAUCCCAGUGCAAACGUGCAAAUGUAGCAGGUGGACCCGAGCUAGAGAUGGAUGUAAUGGAAACGGAGGGAGAGAAUGAAUGAGUCACGAUGUAGAGAGGGAGAGAGAUUAGAAAAAGAGGGAUGAGAGAGAGGGAGAAACGCAGCGAGACCGGCCGACAGAGGGAUGGAAGUCACAUGGAAAGAGGGAGGUAAGAGGCAGACACGCAGCAAGAAAUAGAGGGUGAGUGUUAAGCCGGUUUGUCGGGCAGUGCAGACAGCCCUGCCUCUUUCUGUUCUACGUCACGGCAGAGCGGAGCGAGCAGGACUACCCCGAUGCUGACAGGAGGAAAGGAGCACUCCAGUCUGCCAGAAGCCGGCUGCUGCUGCUGCAUCUCGUCAGUGGACCCCUUGGAUCUCUUAUUGACAUUACAGAGCUCUUUCUUUUUUUCCUCUUCCCCCUUCAUUGUGAUCCGGGCCAAAACAGAGGAGCUGGAUUGACAAAGACAUAAAGGGAUCCUGCAGCUUCUAACUCUCGAGACCUUUUGGACUAUUCUUCGUCUUUUUGCUGCUUUCAAUCAUUCAGGUGUCAGGAUACAAGCAGAUAUCAGACUGAAUCAAAUGGAUUAAGGACUAGAUCCAGUAAACACUCAACUCCAUUCAAAAGACUUUGAACUACAUCAAAUUAAUUCUGGAGUAGAUCAGAGAAACUGGACUAAAUCAGAUUUAUUGUCAGCUCUUUAACGUGUGUGCAUGUUAUAAGCCAUUUUACUAAGCUUUACUUAAAGAAGCAGAUUUGAUAAAGAUAGACUUUGACUACAGAAGUCGAGGAUCUGUGCUAUUGAUAAAAAUGAUGGCCUAUGAGUAAGGAAAUGGUGGUAAUGAUUGGGUUCCCCAGUGAUACUGACAAAUGGAUACCUCAUCGCUGCUGACUCACCACUGGGCCAAAGAUGCCGCGCUCUGUUGCCAUCACGUCGGAGUUAAAGCCUUUGACUUAGAUUUUAUCUGGGGGAAAAGACAAUUGAUCGGAACAAAUGGAAAAUGAAGUGACAAUCUCUCACUUGUUUUUACUCGAUUUUCACUUUUGAACAUCUGAAGACGUGGCAGGAGCUGAUUACCUUUUUUUUCUUCAAUUUUCCCCAGAAGAUAAAAACGGUGAACAAUGAGCUGCUUGUUUUACUUGUUCACUGUCACGAUAGAUUGAAGAAAAGCCAUUUCUUUGUAAUCCUUUGAAAGUGUCUUUCCGUUCUUCAAACAUGUGCCCUUGCCCUUUUUAAACCAAGGACACCAACAUUGAUUGGUUUCUUCUUCUCCAGCACUCGACCCUGCUCACUUCGCAGGACAGGUGAAACUCAAACCAAGUUUAUGGACACGUCAGAAACAGAUUUUUCCUCUACGCUCGGAUUGCAGAUCCACUUACCAUGGGAUAACUGUACGUUGAACUAAGUGAUUAAGUAACCCCUUGUUCAACAUGGUGGUGACUCGUCUGGAGCUGGAGCUCCGCUACCAGGGAAAGAAGUUACGCGGCGUGACGUGGAAGUUGACUCGAUCAGAACAUGGGUUCAUACCAGAGAGCUCUUGGCUCAUUGCUGCCCAGGUUAUGGUGCCGUACCUGGUGUCAGGGCUCGGGAUGGUCUCCGCCGGUAUUGUUAUGGACCUUAUACAACAUUGGACGGUGUUUAAGGUGAUAACAGAAGUGUUCAUCCUGGUGCCUGCGCUGGUGGGACUCAAAGGAAACCUGGAGAUGACCCUGGCUGCUCGACUCUCCACUGCUGCCAACACAGGCCAAAUGGACGACCCUGAUAAACAAUGGACCAUGGUGUGCAGCAAUCUGGCACUGAUACAGGUUCAGGCGACAGUGGUGGGCUUCCUCGCGGCAGUGGCAGCUGUGUGUUUAGGGUCAUUUUCUAGAGGGGGGAUUGAACUGGACCAGGCAGCUGUUCUCUGUGCUAGCAGCAUCACUACAGCCUUUGUAGCUGCUCUUUCCUUAGGCCUGGUGAUGAUCGGAGUGAUCAUCGGCUCCAGGAAGGUGGGGAUCAACCCCGACAACGUGGCCACCCCCAUCGCUGCCAGUCUGGGUGAUUUGAUCACCCUGUCCCUGCUGGCCGGGGUCAGCAGCACACUCUAUGAAUAUAAAGAUAUAUGGUACCUGUCGCCCGUGGUGAUUCUGGUCUUCCUGGCUCUGAUCCCGCUGUGGGUGGUGGUGGCCCGACAGAGCCCUCAGAUCAGCGAGGUCCUCCGCUCAGGCUGGCAGCCUGUUAUAGUAGCCAUGUCCAUUAGCAGUUUCGGAGGCCUUAUACUGGACAAGACAGUGAGUGAUCCCAACUUUAAGGGCAUGGCUGUCUUCACGCCCGUCAUUAACGGUGUGGGUGGUAACUUGGUGGCCAUCCAGGCCAGUCGGAUCUCUACCUACCUGCACUUCUGGAGCAUCCCAGGGGUGCUGCCCUACAAGAUGAGGCAGCACUGGCCCAAUCCUUGCAUCACCUUCUUCUCCUCAGGAGUGAACUCCAAGUCAGCGCGGGUGCUUCUGAUGCUGGUUGUCCCCGGUCACCUGGUCUUCCUCUACGCCAUCUCUCUGCUGCAGGGAGAAGAGGUGCCUAUCAGUGUAGCCUUCACAAUCUGCUACCUGUGUGCUGCUCUGCUGCAGGUGGCCAUCCUCCUUUACUUUGCCGACCUCAUCAUCCGUGUGAUGUGGAGACGGAGCCUGGACCCAGACAACUUCUCCAUCCCCUACCUGACCGCCCUGGGGGACCUGCUGGGCACCGGCUUUCUGGCCCUCUGCUUCCGCUGCGUCUCACUGUUUCAGAGCCUCGGCCUCUGAAUGUUUUACCCCUGAACUCUUAGCCAGCCGCGGUCUCGCUGCACCAUUUUUUUUUUUUUUUACAUUUACGCAGAGAUGCUUUUAAAUUGGACAGUAAAGCAUUUUCUGAUGGUUAUCACCAGGCCACUUCAUACCGAGGAAUCUGUCUGUGUCACUAAUUCAAACCUCGACAAUGACGGGGAGACGGCACAGGUGACACCUACCCAUGUAUACCCAUCCAUGUGCGUGAAGGGUUUGCUGCGUGAACACGUCCAGCCAAUCUAAUUGUUUUCAUUUGAGGGCAAAAUAAUUUAAAGUAUGUAGACGUUUUAGAUAUCCGUCCCGUCAGUAUAAUGAUAAUAUUGUUUUGUAAUCAUUCCUCUAUGUGUCUUUUAGUUUUCCUGCAUUAACUAAACGUGAGUUUGGUGGCUCUGUGCUCGCCUCGUCUCUCAGCUCGUCUCUUUGGCUUCAUCCGAGAAAUAUUUAGCAACUUCAUAGCAGCGAGACUGACCAGUUGGUCUGUUUGUGGACAUCUGUUUGAAUGCGGAUAGAUCAAACAGAUUGUCCAAGCUGUCCAUGAUUGGGUGGCCUGUACUAUGCAUUAAUGCUAGAGGUUGAUGUAUGUUGUACACCAACUUGGAAUUUUCAUGGAUGUACAGUAUGAUUUUAGAUGAAAGGGACUGAUUUAGUUUUCACGCAAUUCAGGUCACAUACCGUUAACACACAGGGGAAUGUUUCUGUAUACUUAAUGAAUCUUUUCUUAACAUUUUCUGCAAAUGUAUUUUUUGAGCUAUAGCGUAAAGCAGACAGAAUGGGGUAAUUGGUACAUUCAUGGCCAAAGCAAAUGGCAUGGCUGCAUAGUGGGAACAGUAUGAUUUAGGAAGUAGGUGUGGUGGGAGUUUUAUUUCAGUCACAAGCAAUGGAAUCACCUCUGUUCAGACAGUGUCAUGAUUCCAAAGCACUGUGAAGCCCUGGAAACGUGUCUCCGCCUCUCACUAUUUGUAUAGAAAUCUCAGCAUU
Messenger RNA from Perca fluviatilis (European perch), 3835 nucleotides. It is a transcript of the gene slc41a3, whose product is annotated as solute carrier family 41 member 3. NCBI's taxonomy places the organism in Eukaryota, Metazoa, Chordata, Actinopteri, Perciformes, Percidae. Bases 1487 to 2836 code for a protein of 449 amino acids. Gene Ontology annotation, biological process: monoatomic cation transport. Gene Ontology annotation, molecular function: monoatomic cation transmembrane transporter activity. The record is from RefSeq and is a predicted model, not a curated record. Gene Ontology annotation, cellular component: plasma membrane. The transcript has 10 exons.